Lemur catta (Ring-tailed lemur) is the source of this 2356-nucleotide messenger RNA. It is a transcript of the gene FOXP3, whose product is annotated as forkhead box P3. The record is from RefSeq and is a predicted model, not a curated record. NCBI's taxonomy places the organism in Eukaryota, Metazoa, Chordata, Mammalia, Primates, Lemuridae. Gene Ontology annotation, molecular function: RNA polymerase II cis-regulatory region sequence-specific DNA binding; DNA-binding transcription repressor activity, RNA polymerase II-specific. Gene Ontology annotation, biological process: regulation of transcription by RNA polymerase II. The transcript is spliced from 11 exons. The coding region runs from base 118 to 1437 and encodes 439 amino acids. Gene Ontology annotation, cellular component: nucleus.
ACCAGAGCGGGUGUCUGCAUAGUUUGACGAGAGGGGGGGAUUAUCUUGCACCGCCCCCAGCACGUGUGUGACUCCUUCCCCCUCUCUCCAUGCAGCCUGCCCUCGGACAAGGACCUAAUGCCCAACCCCAGGCCAGUCAAGCCCCCGGCCCCUUCCUUGGCCCUCGGUCCAUCCCCAGGAGCCUCACCCAGCUGGAGGGCUGUGCCCAAGGCCACAGACCUGCUGGGGGCCAGGGGGCCAGGAGGAACCUUCCAGGGCCGGGACCUCCGAGGCGGGGCCCAUACCUCCUCCUCCUCCUCCUCCUUGAACCCUGUGCCACCAUCGCAGCUGCAGCUGCCCACAGUGCCCCUAGUCAUGGUGGCACCUUCCGGGGCACGGCUUGGCCCCUCACCCCACUUGCAGGCACUCCUCCAGGACCGACCACACUUCAUGCACCAGCUCUCAACAGUGGAUGCCCACGCCCGGACCCCUGUGCUGCAGGUGCACCCACUGGACAGCCCAGCCAUGAUCAGCCUCCCACCACCCACCACCACCACUGGGGUCUUCUCCCUCAAGGCCCGGCCUGGCCUGCCACCUGGGAUCAACGUGGCCAGCCUGGAGUGGGUGUCCAAGGAGCCAGCACUGCUCUGCACCUUCCCAAGCCCUGGUGCACCCAGGAAGGACAGCGCUCUUUCAGCUGUGCCCCAGAGCUCCUACCCACUGCUGGCAAAUGGCGUCUGCAAGUGGCCUGGAUGCGAAAAGGUCUUUGAGGAGCCAGAGGAAUUCCUCAAGCACUGCCAGGCGGACCAUCUCCUAGAUGAGAAGGGCAGGGCACAGUGUCUCCUCCAGAAAGAAGUGGUACAGUCUCUGGAGCAGCAGCUGGUGCUGGAGAAAGAGAAGCUGGGUGCUAUGCAGGCCCACCUGGCCGGGAAAAUGGCCCUGACCAAGGCGCCAUCUGCAGUGAGCAACCUUGAGCAGACAUCAUCCGACAAGAGCUCCUGCUGUAUUGUAGCGACUGGCACCCAGGGCACUGUCGUCCCAACCUGGCCCGGCCCCCGCGAGAACCCCGACAGCCUCUUUGCUGUGCGGAGGCACCUGUGGGGCAGCCAUGGAAAUAGCACAUUCCCAGAGUUCUUCCACAACAUGGACUACUUCAAGUUCCACAACAUGCGGCCCCCUUUCACCUAUGCCACCCUCAUCCGCUGGGCCAUCCUGGAGGCUCCCGAGAAGCAGCGGACACUCAACGAGAUCUACCACUGGUUCACACGCAUGUUCGCCUUCUUCAGAAACCACCCUGCCACUUGGAAGAACGCCAUCCGCCACAACCUGAGCCUGCACAAGUGCUUCGUGAGAGUGGAGAGCGAGAAGGGAGCUGUGUGGACCGUGGAUGAGUUCGAGUUCCGCAAGAAAAGGAGCCAGAGGCCCAGCAGGUGUUCCAACCCUACACCCGGCCCUUGAGUUCAAGACCAAGGAAAGAAGGAAGGACAGGGGCCAAGAUGGGGGCAGAGGUGGCAGGUGGCAGGGGUGACAGGCCCUGGACGUGCCCAUAGGGAGGAAGUGAGGUGUCCACUGUCUUGCUUUCCAGAGCCCCUGCUUCCCAGCCGGCAGCCCUCCUGGGUCAUAUCCUCUGUCCCCAGGCUGCUCAGAGGGGGCCCAGUCCCGGCCCCAGCCCCCACCUCCACCCUGCCCCACCCCACCCCUGAGAUGGGCCCACCAGCCAAACGGAGCCUUCACAACCAGCCACACACAGCCUGCCUCAGCCACUCUCACAGAUGACCUCAGGGCUGGAAAAGUCACACAGACACAGAUUGUCACAAUCCUGGCCCCUGGAUUCUAACACAAACUCAAAACACAAAGAUCCUGCCUCAGCACAUUCAAAUGACCUCAAAGCUGCAGUCACAUAAACAAGCACACAUGAGCACAAUCCUAUCAACUCACAUACCCCAAAGCACGAGCCCACAGCCAGCCUCGGGGCCCACGGGGGCAGUAUCACGCAGGGGUGUGCCUAGACACCAGCGCAGAAGCAGCAUCAGUACCCCCAGGACCUCAGGUCCCAGAAAGCCACACAGACACAUAAUCGUUCAUGCUCGGUAUCGUGAAGCCCCCGACACAUGCUCGGUCACACACACAGCCCGUUAGCAUUCACCUGCAUCUCUCACACGCGUGCACACACGUGCACACGCACAGCUCCCCAGUGGGUCUCCCGAGUCCCAUGAAGACACAACCAAAACAUACCCCUUGUCUCUCCUGCCACCCACCCAACUCCCCUGCCCUGAGCCCCGAUCCAUGCCUCAGCUUUGACUGCAGAAGAGAUCCUUGUUUAUUUGACAUCCAAGGCCCCCAAUCCCCAGUACCCUCCCCAAUAAACUGCAGCCGA